Molecule: messenger RNA, 6238 nt
Organism: Brienomyrus brachyistius
Lineage: Eukaryota; Metazoa; Chordata; Actinopteri; Osteoglossiformes; Mormyridae
Gene: nedd4l
Product: NEDD4 like E3 ubiquitin protein ligase
Exons: 28
Coding region: 940-4593 (1217 amino acids)
Biological process (GO): regulation of dendrite morphogenesis; ubiquitin-dependent protein catabolic process
Molecular function (GO): ubiquitin protein ligase activity; sodium channel inhibitor activity; protein binding
Source: RefSeq, a predicted model, not a curated record
UGUGGCAGUGGAUCUGAAAGGCCACUUUAUUUCCGGCUCUUUUAAUUCAGCCACAUUGCAUUUAAUGAGCUCAUAUACAUGCAGGGACAGUAUUGGCUUUUCUCACCUCCAGUUCUAGUGUUUUGUCUCUUAAAACAGUGGGCAUCUUUUACAUUCCUGUUACUUGUUGUUUUCUGGUUUAGAACCUUGCUGUUUAUUUGUUGAAGCUUGUUAAAGCAUGAGGACUAAACCUGCUUUAACAGAAGUCCAUCUCCGCAAUGUAGAAACGAAUUAGUUCAUUCAUACGCUUUAAAAGCCUGAUCUUUGUUCUGAAGCUGGGCCCCUAGCACUAUGGUCAGAUAAAUGUGACUGUAAGAAGGGUGACUUGGACUGUCUCCCCAGCAGAUAGGUUAUGUGCUUAGAUUUAUGGCCGUGUCGGGCUUUGGCCACUUGACUCAGCUGUGUGAACUCUCUCCCUCCCGUGGGGGCCUUGUCGUCCUGAUGGAUAAGGAGCAGCUGAGAGGGUGCCGUUUCAGCCUGGCACUGUUUUAAACGGGGGAAACUCUUUCUCGCGUCACGUGUCAGCAGCACCCUGCCCUAACCUCAGUGUGUCGGAUCACUGGGUGUCCUUACCCAAUCAUGCCCGGAAUGCUGCUUGUCACUUAGGCUAUUUCUGCUGUCUGUCGCUAUCGGCCCGUAGUGCCAGUGGUCGGCUGGAUACUUUUUGAUUUCCCUCUCCUCCUCGGCCUCUCUCUCCUUUCUUCAGUUAGCAGUUUACAGCUUGCCGUUUUCCAGUCCCUUGGCAGCGUUGUUCUUGUUAUUGUUUUGCGGGCUCCUCUCCCCCCCCCCCCCCCCCCCCCCCCCGUCCCGUUCGCUGAGUGAGGGAGGGUAAGCGAGGGAGAGCUAGGGAAGAGAAGUGGAAUCCGCGGGAGAGGGAGUUGGGGAGAGCGAGGCUUGGAAAUGUCUCACCGUCUACGGCUUUACUUCGGCUCUGGCCGCAGCAACACGGCCCCUGAGAUCGAGGAACUGGACGGUGAGGGCCAGGAUGAUGGCAUCAUGACAUUCCACAUGAUGCCAGGCCGUAGGGGCCUGCCAUCCUUCAUCGACGGAGGGAGUGUCCGGCCCGGGGAAGCCUUGCUCAAACGCAGCUCCUCCAUGUUUAUCCCUCAGCUGUCCAGUCAGCAGGAGACCCGGCCAACCAAGAGCUCGACCAUGCAGAUCUCCCUGCAGAGAAGCAUGGGGAUCUCCGAUGAGGGUGUAUGUGCGGACUGUCCAACCAAGUUGAACCACAGUCCCGUGUCAGUCUGUGGCAGUUCUCGGACUUCCCCGCUCUGCCGCAACGGUAGCUCGGGCUCGGCAAACGGCGAUUCCGCAGAAAUAAACGUGGGGGGUUUCUGCAUCCAGAGGAAGUCCCCCGACUUUUCGGAUGUCCAACAGGUCAGGAGCCUGCCUUACGGUUCCGACAGCCUAAACACCUCUCAUUAUUGGUCGGUGCAGCAGAACAUGGACGGGGCUCCCGGAAGGAAAAGAGUGGUGCUUCAGCUCCAGCAGGAUCAGAGGAGGCCCACCGAAACAGCCCUGUGGGACGACGCUGACGUGUGUUUUGUGGGUAUCCAGGGAGAGCGUGUGCGGCAGUACCCAAGGAUCCGCCUUGAGCGCAGCGCUUCGCAGCCGCUUCAGCCUUCGGGAACGUCCCAGCCCACGAGCUGUGUCACGAAGGGCCAGGCGGCCAAACUCACAAACUCGAACAUGGAUGGGCAGAAUACAAACGUGGGUGAUGCUGCUCAAGGAUGCACCUUCAAAAUCAUGAAGGAGCAAAGCAGAAGGCAGCCUCAGUUUAAGAUAUAUUUCACCCAAGGCGGAGAGCAUGACCAAGCUUCGUCACAGGAUACAGACUUGGGACGAAGCCAAAGUAGGAUUAGCCCUCAGACGAGAGAUGAUUUCUUGGGGCAGGUUGAUGUGCCUCUCAGCCAUUUGCCAACUGAGGAUCCUGUCAUGGAACGACCGUAUACAUUUAAAGAUUUCUUGCUGCGGCCUCGAAGUCACAAGUCGCGUGUGAAGGGUUAUCUGCGAUUAAAAAUGGCCUACUUGCCUAAGAAUGGAGGACAAGAAGAGGACAAUGCUGAAACAAGAGAAGAGGCAGAGGGAUGGGAGGUAGCCGAUUCUGCAGACUCAGGGUCUCGGCGUCAGCAGCCACCUCAGCCACCCCUGCCCCCUGGCUGGGAAGAGAAGAUCGACAACCUUGGUCGCACCUACUACGUCAACCACAACAACCGCACCACGCAGUGGAAGAGGCCCAGCUUUGUGGAUGUUGUUUCAGAGACAGAGAAUGACAACCACAUCAGGCAGAUCAAUCAGGAGGCUCACCGCGUCUUUCGAUCGAGGAGGCACAUCAGCGAAGACCUGGAGAAUGAGUCCAUCGAACCGCGAGACAUGGACGAUUCCUGGGAGCCAAUCUCAGAAGAGGAAUCCAUAAUAGUCGACCCUCUGAACCAACCCGUAACGCCACUCACCUCGCCGACGCCCGCCCCCCACGCUAGUCCCCAGGCUUUUGCUGAGGAGAUCAACCUGCGCUUGUCACUUACGGGCGACACAAAUGGAGAGGCCUCGAGCUCCGGUCCUUCUGUGCAGAGCCAGCUAUCCUCCAGACUUCGCUCGUCAAGCAUGACAGAUGGGGUCAGUGACCAGACCCAGCCCCUGCCACCAGCGAGCUCCCAGACCAGAAGAACCAGAGCUCAAACUGUCACAGGCGUUGAAGAGCCUAUGUCACCUUCUGCGGUGCAGUCCCUCACCACGCCUGGCCUACCCCCAGGAUGGGAGGAGAGGAAGGACGGCAAGGGGCGCACAUAUUACGUCAACCAUAACAACCGCAGCACUACCUGGACCCGCCCCAUCCUGCAGCGUCCUUCUCCACAACAGCUCACAGACGAUGGGGCCGCCACCUCCACCCCCCCCACAGCCGCGCCCAGCAGCCACCUGAGCGAGCACCAGCUCCGCCGGCCUCGUAGCCUCAGCUCCCCCACUGUCACCCUGUCAGCCCCUAUUGAGGGAGCCAACAAUAUCCAGGCCCGACGUGCAGUAAAAGACACUUUGUCCAACCCACAGUCACCGCAGCCCUCGCCUUACAGCUCUCCCAAGUCCCAGCACAAAGCCACUCAGAGCUUCUUGCCGCCUGGCUGGGAGAUGAGGAUAGCGCCCAAUGGACGCCCGUUUUUCAUCGACCACAAUACCAGGACAACCACCUGGGAAGACCCACGACUAAAGUAUCCUGUGAAUAUGAGGACAAAGGCUACUCUGGAUCCUGGUGAUCUAGGUCCACUUCCUAACCUGCUAGAGGAGCCUGGCUGGGAGGAGCGUGUUCAUACAGAUGGAAGGACAUUUUAUAUUGACCACAACUCUAAAAACACACAAUGGGAGGACCCUCGCCUACAAAAUCCUGCCAUCACUGGACCUGCUGUCCCAUACUCCAGAGAAUUCAAGCAGAAGUAUGACUAUUUCAGGAAGAAAUUAAAGAAACCAGCGGACAUUCCCAACAGGUUUGAGAUGAAGCUGCACAGAAACAACAUCUUUGAGGAAUCGUACCGUCGUAUCAUGUCCCUGAAAAGACCGGACAUCCUUAAAGCUCGGCUAUGGAUCGAGUUUGAAUCAGAAAAGGGGCUGGACUAUGGGGGUGUGGCCCGUGAGUGGUUCUUCUUGCUCUCCAAGGAGAUGUUCAACCCCUACUACGGUCUUUUUGAAUACUCAGCCACAGAUAACUACACGCUGCAGAUUAACCCCAAUUCUGGGCUCUGUAAUGAAGAUCACCUCUCCUACUUCAAGUUCAUCGGCCGUGUGGCUGGGAUGGCGGUGUUCCACGGGAAGCUGCUGGAUGGUUUCUUCAUCAGACCCUUCUAUAAGAUGAUGCUUGGCAAGCAGAUUUCACUGAAGGACAUGGAAUCAGUGGAUAGUGAAUAUUACAACUCACUAAAAUGGAUUUUGGAGAAUGACCCCACGGAAUUGGACCUGCGGUUUUGCAUUGAUGAGGAAAACUUUGGUCAGACAUAUCAGGUGGAUCUGAAACCCAGCGGCUCAGAGAUGGUUGUCACAAAUGACAACAAAAAGGAAUAUAUAGAUCUUGUUAUUCAGUGGAGGUUUGUAAACAGGGUCCAGAAGCAAAUGAAUGCAUUUUUGGAGGGAUUCACAGAACUCAUCCUUAUUGACCUGAUUAAGAUAUUUGAUGAAAAUGAGCUGGAGCUGCUGAUGUGUGGCCUUGGCGAUGUGGAUGUCAAUGACUGGAGACAGCAUACAAUUUACAAGAAUGGAUACUGCCCAAAUCACCCUGUCAUCCAGUGGUACUGGAAGGCUGUCUUGCUGAUGGAUGCAGAGAAGAGGAUUCGUCUGCUUCAGUUUGUCACCGGGACUUCUCGUGUCCCCAUGAACGGCUUUGCUGAACUAUAUGGAUCCAACGGACCGCAGCUGUUUACCAUUGAGCAAUGGGGAACACCUGACAAGCUCCCUCGAGCUCAUACCUGCUUCAAUCGACUGGACCUGCCAGCGUACGAGUCCUUCGACGACCUGCGGGAGAAGCUCCUGAUGGCCGUGGAGAACGCGCAGGGCUUUGAGGGUGUUGACUAGAUGUAGACCACAGACAAGCUGCAAUUUCUUUGCCGGUCACAGCAGCCAUAGAUAUGUUGGUAUAUGCUAGAGUAUGUAUACAUACCUGUUGCUGUGGACCUUAGGACAUCUGUAUAGUGAAUUAAUUCCAUGACCCCGGUUGUUUUAGCCUGUUUAGCGCUACUCUCUUGGAAAGCUGAAGGAGCACAAAUUGACACAUUUAUUUUUAUUUAUUGUUGUUUUUUUUAUUAUUAGUAUGACACAGAGGCUUUCUGAUUAAUUUCAAUUACUCUUAUUUCAUAUUAAUAUGCAGUUGGUACUGUGCCUGUUUUACACUUUUCACUCACUUCAAUGCAUGGAAAAUUAACCACUUUUACAGAAUGUUAAUUGCAGCACCAUUCAUCUUAGGAACCACAGCCAAACACGGAUUAUCAUCGGCAUAUUCAUUUACAUGUUAUUUUGAAUAUCUACUUCCUCAUGUACUAUUUUUAUCAAUUAUUUUUUAACUUUAUUUUCAAGUCAAGGAAAACAAAAACAUGAUGUUCAUAAUCAUUUUAGAUUUGUAAUUAUUAUUAUUAUUAUUAUUAUUAUUAUUAUUAUUAUGCUCCACAAAGUGUAUUUGUACUGUAAAGUGUUCUGUAUUUUACACAGUGUCCAACACUCCAAAUCGUGGAAAAUAAGGACGCAUAUCUUUAUUGAAAAUAAAUUGGUUAUUGAAGUGCUAUGUAAACAGCCUGAAAAUGUACCUUGUAUAUGCAAGAAAUUAAAGGUUAUAUUUCUUUAUUGGUUAAAAAUCCCCUAACAGAAGGUAAGCAUGUCAAAUUGCAUUUGUGGAAAGGCUUUCUGUGGACUGUGUUGCAUAAAUAUGCUUAUCCCUGUUUCUGAUGCACCCUAUUACGUUCUUAAAAUGUUUUUUGUCACUUUUGUUAUGUAAGUAGUAAAUUUUAAACAAGUAUUAAUUAACAAUACAAAAAUGAAACUGUGCAGAAACGCUGUGAUUGUUACCAUUUUAGCAGCACGUUCUUAUAGGUGGAAAUUUCUCUUUUAUUUGCCUUUUUGUAAUAACACUGAACCCAAAGGGCACUUUAUCACACUAAGGUCAUGUUGCCUGUCUUUAUUAUUUUUUUGUUUAUCCGGGUGCAAAAAAAGUGUGUGUGUGUGUGUGUGUGCGUGUGUGUGCGUGUGUGUGCGAUUGUGCGCGUGCACAGUUGCACAUGCAUGCGUGCUUGUUUGCUUGUGUGUAUGUCUGUGAAUGUGUGAUUAUAUCUGGCUGCUGAUGUAUAAACUCACAGACUCACUGAUGUGGAGCUAAGACUUCCCACUGUAUUAACUUUACUUAUCAUGUGAACUUGACUGAGGAUCUGAUGUUUUUAGGAUGGAAUGGGCUCUUAAAGAUUCUUCUCACAAAAACGAUAGAACAAGUGAAAUUAAACUGUCAUACUAAACAUAAGGAUUGUUUCUUCAUUGCGCUUAAGUGAAUGUUGGUAUUAGUGCCUGUGAUUCCACCUCUGGUGCUUCAACCUUUUGAUUCAAACCUGGAAGGUUUUGUUUGACCCCUUUAAUAAUGUACUAUAGUUUUGAUUACCGUGGUUCUUCCGAAUAACAGCCAUGAAAACUUAACAGUCAAGAGCAUGAUGUAAAAUAAAGAUGUCGACAAAGUCAAUUA